Molecule: messenger RNA, 1438 nt
Organism: Sitodiplosis mosellana (orange wheat blossom midge)
Lineage: Eukaryota; Metazoa; Arthropoda; Insecta; Diptera; Cecidomyiidae
Gene: Arr1
Product: phosrestin-2
Exons: 4
Coding region: 92-1234 (380 amino acids)
Biological process (GO): signal transduction; G protein-coupled receptor internalization
Cellular component (GO): cytoplasm
Molecular function (GO): G protein-coupled receptor binding
Source: RefSeq, a predicted model, not a curated record
UGCAAUCAAAUCAGUAGUCACUGCUCAAGUGAAUACAUCCAGUAAGUGAAUUCAGUGUAGAAGAAAUUCAAAAGAAAAAAAUCUAUUCAAAAUGGUUGUUAACUUCAAAGUAUUCAAGAAGUGUGCCCCAAAUGGCAAAAUCACUCUUUACUUGGGCAAACGCGACUAUGUUGAUAACAUUGCCUCGGUCGAACCAAUCGAAGGAAUUAUUGUGUUAGACGAAGAAUAUGUGCGCGAAAAGCGAAAGAUUUUCGGUCAAGUUGUGUGCAGCUUCCGUUAUGGCCGCGAAGAAGAUGAAGUGAUGGGUUUGAACUUCCAAAAGGAAUUGUAUUUGGUGUCGGAGCAAUUGUACCCACCAACGGAAAAGGUCAAAGAACCAUCGAAAUUGCAAGAACGUCUCCUCAAGAAACUCGGACCGAAUGCAUUCCCAUUCACGUUCAACAUUGCACCAAGCUGCCCAGCAUCGGUGAUUUUGCAACAAGGCCUUGAGGAAACUGGCGAACCAUGCGGUGUCUCUUACUUUGUUAAGGUAUUCAGCGGUGAAAACGAUACUGAUCGUACCCACCGUCGUAGCACUUUGACUUUGGGCAUUCGCAAAGUCCAAUAUGCUCCAGCCAAACAAGGCACUCAACCAUGCACCAUCGUUCGCAAAGACUUUUUGCUCAGCCCAGGCGAAUUGGAAUUGGAAGUAACAUUGGAUAAGCAACUUUAUUUCCAUGGCGAACGCAUCGGUGUCAAUAUUGUCGUGCGAAACAAUUCGAACAAAGUCGUUAAGAAGAUCAAGGCUAUGAUUCAACAAGGUGUCGAUGUAGUUUUGUUCCAAAAUGGUCAAUAUCGUAACACAGUUGCUUCGGUUGAAACUAGCGAAGGAUGCCCGAUCAGUCCAGGAUCAAGCUUACAAAAAACCAUGUACCUCGUUCCAUUGCUUUGCAACAAUGCUAAUCGUCAGGGAAUCGCCUUGGAUGGCCAGCUUAAACGUGAAGACAGCAACUUGGCAUCGACUACUUUGCAAGCCACUCCUGAAAAUCGUGAUGCGUUCGGAAUCAUUGUAUCCUAUGCCGUCAAAGUUAAGCUCUUCUUGGGCGCUCUCGGUGGUGAAGUCUCUGCUGAACUUCCAUUUGUUUUGAUGCACCCAAAGCCGGGAAGCAAGCCAAAGAUCAUUCAUGCCGACAGCCAAGCUGAGGUAGUCUCAUUCCGCCAAGACACCGUCGUAGAUCCACACUACGUUGAUUAACUGCACAGAUGUCACGAUGAUAUAAACUAUGGCUAUGAAAAUAUAUUAAUCUCAUAAUAAAAAAAAAAUACUCAAAGUUUGUGUGAAUGCAUGAGAAUCAGAUGUUUGGAAAAGUAUAAUCGACUUUGGUGUAUAUUAUAUUUAAUAAAAAGAAAUUCGCUCUAUUUAUUUUAUCCUUUUGAACGAAUUGAAAACAAAAUCAAA